UGUUAUCUGCUGUAGAAGACUUGACAGACUUUAAUGCGCCACAGGUUUCGUUUAACACUUUCUAAAAAUCUAGAUGAAGAUUAAUUCAGUUUCAGACAAACGGAUUUUUAUAUUUUGAUGUAGUCAUCUUGUUUUUGGUUUUUGGAUAUUAUAUUUUUACAUAACGAGUUUAGGCUGGAUAUUUGGAUGAUUAAAGGAUUGAGCUUUGAGUGAUGCCUGAAGUUCUCGCGCGUGAAGAGGACGUCGUGGCCGUGACGUUUCCGGGUGAAAAGAUGCGCGGCGCUUGCUAUACAAACCACACGUUUGAAUACGACGACGGGAGCACGCACCUGAGUCCGAGGAGAUGUGGCUCCAGUCGCGGGGGCAGAGGGGUGCUUAUGAAUGUGCAGGACCUCGAGAUGAUCGCUGGAUCUGCAUCUGUGGUCCCCUCCCUUCAAACUCGAUUCCGCUUCCAGGACUUGUUGCUAGGAGACCAGGCACUUCAGAAUGAUGACAGGGUUCAUGUGGAGUUUUAUGUGGAUGAAAACACAUUUAAAGAAAGACUCAAACUUUUCUUCAUCAAAAACCAAAGAUCCAGUUUAAGGAUUCGAAUAUUUAACUUUUGUUUGAAGCUUCUGACAUGCGUCCUCUACAUCAUUCGAGUAAUGACGGACAAUCCGGGUCAACUCCGCAAUACAUGCAUUGACUGUAAUGGCACCACAAUGACCAAUGACAUCAACUGGGAACUGAUAUUCUGGGUAGACAGAAAAGUCCCAGUGUGGGCCAUUCAGGUGAUUGUGGCGUCCAUCAGUUUCAUAGAGGCCAUGUUGUUGACAUACCUCAGCUAUAAGGGUAAUAUUUGGGAGCAGAUAUUCCAAGUGUCCUUUCUGUUGGAGAUGUUGAACACUGUUCCCUUCAUCAUAACGAUUUUCUGGCCUCCUCUCAGAAAUCUCUUCAUCCCGGUGUUCCUCAACUGCUGGUUGGCAAAGUGUGCAUUGGAAAGUAUGAUAAAUGACCUACACAGGGCGAUUCAGAGGACACAUUCAGCUAUGUUCAACCAAGUCCUUAUUCUCAUCUGCACUCUCUUAUGUCUUGUUUUCACUGGCACGUGUGGUAUUCAGCAUUUAGAACGAGCCGGUAAAAAGAGCCUGUCGCUCUUUAACGCUUUGUAUUUUUGCAUCGUGACCUUCUCGACGGUGGGCUUUGGUGAUGUCACACCACAGAUCUGGCCGUCUCAACUGCUGGUGGUUGUGAUGAUCUGUGUAGCUCUGGUUGUGCUGCCUCUACAGUUUGAGGAAUUGAUUUAUCUGUGGAUGGAAAGGCAGAAAUCAGGGGGAAACUACAGCCGACAUCGAGCUCAGACCGAGAGACAUGUUGUGUUGUGUGUGAGCACGCUUAAAAUCGACCUGCUUAUGGACUUUCUCAAUGAAUUUUAUGCUCAUCCACAUACACAGGAUUAUUACGUGGUGAUUUUGUGUCCAUGUGAAGUCGAUGUUCAGGUGAGGAGGAUUUUGCAGAUUCCUCUCUGGUCUCAAAGGGUCAUCUAUCUGCAAGGCUCCGCCCUCAAAAAUCAGGAUUUGCUCAGAGCCAAGAUGGACGAUGCAGAGGCGUGUUUUAUUUUAAGCAGCAGAAAUGAAGCCGAUCGCAUGGCUGCAGAUCACCAGACUAUUCUGAGGGCCUGGGCUGUGAAGGACUUUGCUCCAAACUGUCCUCUCUACGUCCAGAUCCUUAAACCUGAAAACAAGUUUCAUGUUAAAUUUGCAGAUCAUGUUGUGUGUGAGGAAGAAUUUAAAUACGCCAUGUUGGCUCUGAAUUGUCUGUGUCCGGCCACAUCUACACUGAUCACUUUACUUGUUCACACAUCUCGCGGCCAAGAGGGUCAGCAGUCUCCAGAGCAAUGGCAGAGGAUGUACGGUCGUUGUUCGGGUAAUGAGGUCUACCACAUUCGUCUGGCUGACAGUAUGUUCUUCAGAGAGUACAACAACAAAAGUUUCACCUACGCAGCUUUCCAUGCUCACAAAAAGUACGGCGUGUGUAUGAUCGGUGUGAAGCGAGAAGAUAACAAAAGCAUAUUGUUGAACCCUGGACCUCGCCACAUCAUGGCUGCCACCGACACCUGUUACUACAUCAACAUCACAAAGGAGGAAAACUCAGCUUUUAUUUUUAGACAGGAAGCAGAUCAGGGAAAGGGGCGGAGCCACUGUGACAUCUUAAACAGCCCAUCUGGUCUUCCCGUUCAUAGUAUCCUUGCAAGCAUGGGAACGGUUGCCUUGGAUUUUCAGAAUACCAGUCCUACUAAGAGCGGCAUCAAGCUGGCUCCGCCUUUAGAGAACGAAGGUGGGAGUCGCCGCCCAAGCAUAGCUCCAGUUUUAGAGAUAGCUGACUCCGCCUCUUUACUGCCAUGUGACCUCCUUAGUGAUCAAUCAGAGGAUGAGGCCGGUCACUCAGAUGAAGACAUAACCGCCAAUGAAUUUGUGAAAGGGUAUCCCCCAAAUUCUCCUUAUAUUGGAAGUUCCCCGACCCUCUGCCACCUGCUGCCCCAGAAAGCUCCUUUCUGCUGCCUACGACUUGACCAGGGCUGUGAGCAUGUCAGCUUUGAAGAUGCAAAAGGGUAUGGCUUCAAAAACAAGCUCAUCAUUGUUUCUGCUGAAACGGCUGGAAACGGUCUGUACAACUUCAUAGUGCCUUUGAGAGCUUAUUACAGACCCCGCAGAGAACUUAACCCUAUAGUCCUGCUGUUAGACAACCUACCCGAUGACCACUUUCUGGAGGCCAUAUCAUGCUUCCCGAUGGUUUACUAUAUGGGUGGCACUAUUGACAAUCUGGACAGUCUGUUACAGUGUGGCGUUCUGUAUGCUGAUAAUCUGGUAGUGGUUGAUAAGGAGAGCACAAUGAGUGCUGAGGAAGACUACAUGGCUGAUGCUAAAACUAUCGUCAACGUGCAGACCAUGUUUAGGUUGUUUCCAAGUCUCAGUAUAAUAACAGAACUGACUCACCCGUCAAACAUGAGAUUCAUGCAGUUUAGAGCGAAGGAUUGUUACUCUCUAGCCCUGUCUAAACUAGAAAAGAAGGAGCGCGACAAAGGUUCGAAUCUCGCCUUCAUGUUCCGGCUUCCAUUCGCCGCUGGUCGAGUCUUUAGUAUCAGUAUGCUAGACACACUUCUGUACCAGUGUUUUGUAAAGGACUACAUGAUCCCAAUAGCCAGACUUUUGCUCGGGUUGGACACCACACCUGGAUCAGGGUACCUGUGUGCUAUGCGUGUCAGUGAAGCUGACCUAUGGAUCCGUACAUACGGGAGAUUAUUCCAGAAGUUCUGCUCAUCUAGUUCGGAGAUUCCCAUCGGUAUCUACCGUACAGAGUCGCACUCGCCACCAGAGUUUCAAGGGUCCGCCAGCACCGAAGGGUUAAACGACACCAGGGAGAAGGGGGAGGAGUCAAAGAUCCUCACCCGGAGUUCCUCCAGUAGUGACCAAUCAGAGCAUCCGCUCCUGAGAAAGAAGAGCAUGCACUGGACGAGGCGUCUCAGUAGGCGGAGCGUGAAAAGGAGCGACUCCUCCCUCAGCUCCAUCCAGCAGCGUCUGGGCGUGUCACGACGCUCAGAGAGGGAGGAGCUUACAGAACUCGUCAGGAAUCGCAUGCAGCACCUGGGGCUUCACACAGCUGGAUACAAGGAUGUCACGAAUCUGACAGCCAGUGAUGUUAUGAACAGAGUAAAUUUGGGCUAUUUGGAAGAUGAGCUGAACGACCAGCAAAACUCGAUUUCAUACGUGCUCAUAAACCCCGGCCCGGACACGCUACUACAGCUCAAUGAUGUUGUGUUUCUGAUCCGCCCGGAUCCGCUGGCUCACGUCCCUGAUGUUCCACCACCACAAACCCGCCGCUGCAGGUCCACAACAGACACACCAGAACUCAGCAAGGUUUAAUCGGUGACAAUAUAUUAAUUAGAUCAAAUACAGAUGCAGGUAAACACUUAAUGAUGUCUUAAAAAGAUGUUUAUAUUUUUAAUAAAUGUCAAUUUCUCACCAGCUCUUUAAACUCUUACAGUUAUAUAAGCUCCUGCUGGUUCAAAUAUUAGAUUCAUCAGUGAUAUUUUGCACUUAAUAUGAGUAAACUGAAGUACAAAAAUGUCUUUUGUAACUCUACUAAGAUUAAAAAUAUAGUGCAAUGAAUGUUGUGACUACAGUAUGUUUAAACAAUAAGCAGGGAUUAUUAUAAUCUGUAUGUAGUAUUGCAUUGUGACAUAUAGAGAGAUACAACGUUACACAAACAUUUGUUAAAGUGGAUACAAAAAAAUGAUUUUCAAGAAAAUAUUUUCUUAGUAUUUUUGUCUUGUUUUUAGUAAAAAAUAUCUAAAAAUUCUUAAAUUAAGAUGCGUUUUCUUGAUGAGCAAAACAACCCAAGAAAAUAAGUCUAGUUUUUAGACCAAAAAUAUCAAAUUUAAAGGAUUUUGUGAAUAAAACAAGCAAAAAAAAAUCUGCCAAUGGGGUAAGCAAAAAAUCUUGACCUUUUUUUUUAAACAUUAAAUUCAAGAAAAAAAUCAUUUUUACUGAAAACAAGACAAAAAACUAAGAAUCUUUUUCUUGAAAAAAAAACUAAGACUUUCUUACUUAGCAUUUUUGUCUUGUUUUAGUACAAAUAUCUAAAAUUUCUUAAAUUAAGAUGCAUUUUCUUGAUGAGCAAAAUGACCUAAAAAUAAGAACAAAAUAUCAAAUUUAGUUGAAUUUGUGCAUAAAACAAGCAAAAAAAAUCUGCCAAUGGGGCAAGCAAAAAAAAACUUUUUUCUUAAACACUUAAUUCAAGAAAAAUUUAAGAACAUUUUGCUUACCCCAUUGGCAGAUUUUUUUGCUUGUUUUAUGCACCAAUUCACUUAAAUGUUAUACAUUUUGCUUUAAACUAGACUUAUUUUCUUAGGCCAUUUUGUGCAUAAAGAAAAUGCAUCUUGAUUUAAAAAAUUUUGAUUUUGUACUAAAAACGAGACAAAAAUACUAAAAAAAGAAAGUCAAUUUUUGCAGUGUUUAACUGCAGACUGAAGCCCUCCGAAUGGGGGCGUGAACUCCAGAAGUGGGCGGUACCUCCAAAAAGAGGUGGGUAGGAGUUAGUCUGUCUAUGCUAAGAAGCCACGCCCCCUUUGGAGCUCCCACCCCCAUUUGGAGAUCUCCAGGCCACAUUCCAUACAUUGGUGUAGUUUUAAAUAUCAGACAGCAGGGGGCGUCCUUUGAUGUCAAUGUGCUCUCACUUGUGCAACAGACCUCUUUUAAAAUCAAUAAACUUAUUCAAUAAUCAAACUUAUAACACUAACGGGUUGCAACAAUUAAUAAGAUGUACAUUUAACAAUUUACAUUUUGUUUGAUAAGUCUGGGACUUGCUUAUGUUUUUUCCUUUUUUUUUCAUCUUAAAGUUUUCACAAACAAACAUUGAAGAAUACAUUAUUAUAUAAAGUGGCCUAAGAAAGACAUCAAAGCGAGCAACAUUUAUUUUGAAUAAAGCAAUUAAACUAAAGGAAACAUUUCACAAAGAUGUGAUAAAAUAAAUGAUAUAAUGUCAAAAAAUGCAGAUAAAGAUGGCUAACUCUGUUAGUGUGAACUCUUUUCAUUGACACCACUUGGUUAAAAGUCAUUGUCUCAGAGACAUAAAGUUUGUUUGAAUAAAGCACCAGCAUGAUUUGUUUGCAGGUGACGCUUGCUUUGAUGUUGUGUUAUACAUUGCAGUGACAUUCAAUCUGCAAACUAGUAGUAAUAAAAAGUGAAAUAUGUUGUUAAUCUAAUUACUAUGUAAUUUAAUGAAGUGUCAUUUGUCAAAUAUCUCUGUGAUGUGUGCCUUUUAAAAUUAAAGUGUUUACAUUAUACAGUGCUUUAAUAAUUUGUGCAUAAGUGUGUGUGUGUGUGUGUGUUAUUAAUUCAGUGUGUUUUCUUUCAAAGUUGUAAAAGGCGUGUCAGCUUGGAAAAAAAGGUUGAGAUUGAGAAAGUGGGAAAAUCACCGUUACUGCCAGGAGCGUGGGGUACAAACACACACAUAUACACACACAUAUAGCUACACACAGAGUUUCGGCAGUUUCGGUCGACAGGUCUGAGCAGGAGGUCGAGACAGGGAGGCGUGUGAACAGUAAAGGUGUGUGUGAGGAAAAAUGUUUGCGUGUAUGAGUGGUGAUUAAUUUUUGAAUGAAGGUAUUAAAUCAAGUAAACAACA
Misgurnus anguillicaudatus (oriental weatherfish) is the source of this 6165-nucleotide messenger RNA. It is a transcript of the gene kcnt1a, whose product is annotated as potassium sodium-activated channel subfamily T member 1a. The record is from RefSeq and is a predicted model, not a curated record. Gene Ontology annotation, cellular component: plasma membrane. Gene Ontology annotation, molecular function: outward rectifier potassium channel activity; intracellular sodium-activated potassium channel activity. NCBI's taxonomy places the organism in Eukaryota, Metazoa, Chordata, Actinopteri, Cypriniformes, Cobitidae. Gene Ontology annotation, biological process: potassium ion transmembrane transport.